AUUAAAUUCAGACUCCAGGAUAAGAUUUUCUAACCAAUCAUAAGGAUCAUUUAUAACAAUAAAUAAAUAAAUAGAAAUAAUUAUAAACCUCAUUGUUGUAACUGUCCUCAAUAGCUUCUUAAUAUCACACUCACAACUUUAUAUGGAUUCCAUCCACUUUGGACGUGAAGGUCCUGGCAAGGGUUGUUCCUCUAUGACAUGCUCAUUCCCAGUAGUUGAUGGUUCUGGCUGAAUGGGUUCUACGUCGUCCUCGACAACAGGCACAGGCACGCUGUUGAGGCAUUCCUCUUGACCAGAGGUGCCCAGAAAGGGGACACGCAAGUUGCACCAACAAAAUUGUUGAGGGGGGCACAUUUUAACGGUGUUUUGAAUUUUCGAGAGACGGAUUUAUGAAUUUUCAAAAUAAAAAGUUUCAAAACAGAGAACAAAGGGAAUAUUGGAAUAGACCUGAGUAAGUGUAAAUGUGUAUGAUGUAUUCUAUUUCACGAAAUUCUACUCUAAAUUGCACUGUUUUUAAGAAGAAGAGAGCAAUAAAAAUAUUUUGGGAGGAGGGAGAGGUUCAUGCGGCGUCGACUUUAUGGCAGAGGGUGGGCACCCCUAUCCUUGGUAGUGGAAGCAGGCUUUUUUGCAUCCACAUUUGCCAAUUACACAACCCUUGGUGCAGCCGUUGUGAUAUGAAGGUUCUUAGUCUGACAAUCUCAAUAAUGUUAUUUCCGUUUAGUAACCAUAUUAGAGGAUUAUUGAAUGAAAUGAAAUUCAAAUAUUACAUAAAAUAAAACAGCUUGAGAUAUAAAUUUAAUUUCUUUUAGAGGGAUAACGUAAUUUCCUAAGUACGCCCAAUUUCUAAGACCGUCCCUGGUUGAUUGGAUGUAAUUAAGAAAUUGCAGUUCAUAAUAUAUUAUACCAUACUACGGUAUGUUGGACAAAUUUGACAGAUAUAGAACAGUUUUUACGAUAGCAACUUAAGUGUUUUUUUUUUGUUUUUUUUUUUAUAUCACCUGUUUUGAAAGCCUCAAUCGAUAUUUUGUAUCGAGCCUGGACGAUCGAUUUCCCAAAGAACAGCACUGAUUAUUGAAGGCUUCGUGACGUCACAAGAGGAGUGCGGUAACAAAGAUCUCUAGUAGUGACCGGCCGACAAAUUUUAGAUUAAUAUCUAAAUAAAAUUAAAAACUUUGAAAUUCCUUUUUCCUGAAUAAGAAGUCGAUUUUUGAAUAAAUUUCUUGAAUUUGCUGAGGGAUUAAUUCAUUUUGUUUAAUGUACCAUAAUUACAUGCAACAUUUCAACUGAAAUUAGAAAAUAAUUGACAUAUGUUUAUUUCUGUUAUGUUUCAUAGGGUAUAGUAUAAUAGUCCUAAGAUAUUUUUGGUUAACUUCAUUAUGGAUAAUAUCAGAAAUUAUUAUCAAGUGAAGAACAAUGAGCCAAUAUUCAAACCAUCAUAUUCCAAGAAGUCAAAACCUCGCAUUGACAAUGCAACAACGCAUCAUUCUACAUAAUCACUAUUGAAUUGGAUUUUGGUGAAAAUAUUUGCAGAAGAUAAAGGGAUUGGCUGGUACUAUGGAAAAAUUGCGUUUCAAAAUAACAAUGAGAAGAGUGAUGUCUAAGAAAAAAAUACCCUUUCGAGUACUGUCUUCCGAACCGUACUUGCCCAAGAAAGUAGAAGAUUUCCAAUUUAUUUCAGGCGCUAAAUUAACUGGACUUUAUGGUCCGCUUGGCAUUGACGGCUUCAGUAAAUUCGUAUAUCCUGAUGGGGCAGUUUAUACUGGGCAAAUAUUGGGCAAUAAAUAUGCUGGAGAGGGAAAUAUCAAAUUCCACCACGGUGGUGUGAUGAAGGCAUUUUGGAUUCAAGGGGUAGCUUUCAACCCACAAUAUGUUUUUGCGGAUGGACUGCCCUACGAAUGCAAGAACUGGGACUACUGUACAAUGCCUGACAGAAGAUUUCUUUCAGAGUAUCAAAAGGGUUUAAAUCCGUCUGGUAAUAUUCAACUUUCGGAUGACCAUCCUGCCCCGGCUUUACCAGUUGCAAGCUAUGAUAGUGGAGAAGGAUAUUAUAACCCAUUUUCCAGAGAGAUGAUUCAUCCCAUCACAGGAGAAUUCAUGAGAUUACUAGAUACUUACAAAAACUUUUAGGUACAGCAUAUAUAUUAACAUGAUUAGAAUACCAAGUUAUAGCGAACGUAGAUGGAUUCUUAACCAUUGUCGAAGAGAAUGGAUCACACCUUUGCCUUUUGACCCUAAAUUGUAUGAAAACUGGUUUCCUAAAUACAAUGAAGAAAUACGUGAGAAGACUAAGCCAGUUUGGCAAGUGAUACAUGAUUGUAUAGGCGAAAGAAGUGGUAUGGAAUGUAAAAUAGAAAACCUCACUGGUUUUAAACCAAAUACUAUACACACCAGUAAGGAAAAACUUAAUGAAAUACACAAGUUAAUGAAUAAAAGUUAUGAUGAAUCGAAUACAUAUGAUUCAUGGUUAUGAAAUUCUGAACAUUUGAAACACUUUAAAAGUUGAAAUAAAAUUCUUUAUAUAUUUUUA
This is a messenger RNA of Nezara viridula (southern green stink bug), 2527 nucleotides long. Lineage: Eukaryota; Metazoa; Arthropoda; Insecta; Hemiptera; Pentatomidae. The record is from the annotation of a GenBank genome assembly.